This is a messenger RNA of Heterobasidion irregulare TC 32-1, 201 nucleotides long. RefSeq lists its product as uncharacterized. The record is from RefSeq and is a predicted model, not a curated record. NCBI's taxonomy places the organism in Eukaryota, Fungi, Basidiomycota, Agaricomycetes, Russulales, Bondarzewiaceae. The transcript has a single exon. The coding region runs from base 1 to 201 and encodes 66 amino acids.
AUGACGUUUAGGCGCGCGAGCGGUCGCGAACGGUUCGUCCUGGUUCGUCGUCCUCGCUUCGGCUCGCUUCGGCAAUCGCGGCCGGAUCGGGUUCAGCUGUCUAUUAUUGUUCACAACCAUCAUCAUUCGCGCAAAGCUUUCCUGCAAAAUAUCAUCAUUCAAUAUUCAAGGUCUCAGCGCCGCCAUCAACGUUACAUAUAA